UGCAAAACUUAAACCAAACUCACUUUGAGUAAACUGACAUUUGAUUACCAUUUACUCUAAAUUGGUUUAGCCAAAAUUAAUUAAUUAUUGAUUUAUAAAGUUAAAAAAAUAUAUAUAUUUUGACAAAAAGUUAAGACUUUUUUUAAGUUCGUUUUUGGGAUCAAUUCCUGAGUAUUUGUCCCAAUGGCAGUGGACACAGAUUUUGGCAUAAAGAGCAGCAGCAUCAUGCGAGAGUGGAGUGGACAGGUCCAGCCAGCUCUUGUUGCAUCUUUUAUUUUCCUCUUCUGUCUGGAAGCCUGCCUCUGGUUCAGGGACCUAAGGCUGAAGAGAAGACUGCCAGGACCUUUCGCCUGGCCCGUGGUGGGCAACGCCAUGCAGCUGGGCCAGAUGCCUCACAUCACCUUCGCCAAACUGGCCAAAAAAUACGGUAACGUGUACCAGAUAAGACUGGGUUGCAGUGACAUUGUGGUCCUGAAUGGAGACAGGGCCAUACGUCAGGCUUUGAUAGAGCACAGCAGGGAGUUUGCCGGUAGACCAAACUUUCCCUCCUUCCAGGCGAUUUCUGGAGGAAGGAGCCUGACAUUUACUAAUUACAGCAAAGAGUGGAAAGCACACAGGAAAAUUGCCCAAUCCAGCCUGAGAGCCUUUUCCUCUGCAAACAGUCAGACCAAAACUGCCUUCGAGCAGCACGUUAUGGCCGAGGCAAUGGAAGUGGUGCGGUCAUUUUUGCGACACAGUAAAGCUGAACAGUAUUUUGAACCAUCUCAUGAGUUCACAAUAGCUGCUGCCAAUGUGCUAUGCGCUCUUUGCUUCGGGAGGAGAUAUGGGCACGAUGACCUGGAGUUCAGAACAAUGUUGAUGAGACUGCACAAGUUUGGAGAGACUGUGGGAGCGGGCAGCCUGGUUGAUGUCAUGCCUUGGCUUCAAUCCUUUCCCAACCCGGUCCGCAGUCUCUACGAAAACUUUAAGAAUCUCAACGAGGAAUUCUUUGCUUAUGUAACAGAUAAAGUUGUGCAGCACAGAGAAACUUUUGAUCCAGAUGUGACCAGAGACAUGAGCGACGCCAUCAUCAAUGUGAUCGAGCACAGAAAAGAGAGCGGCCUGACGAAAGAGUUCGUAGAAGCAACGGUAACGGAUCUGAUUGGAGCAGGCCAAGACACAAUAUCCACCAUCAUGCUGUGGAUCGUGUUACUGCUGGUCAAAUAUCCCGAGGAGCAAGCUAAACUGCAUGACCUCAUCGACAAAGUGGUUGGUCCUGAUAGACUGCCCACAACUGAGGAUCGCAGCAGCUUGGCCUACCUAGAUGCCUUUAUCUACGAGACAAUGCGCUUCACCAGUUUUGUCCCCAUCACCAUCCCUCAUUCCACCACCUCAGAUGUCACCAUCGAAGGUCUGAGCAUCCCUAAAGACACAGUAGUCUUCAUAAACCAGUGGUCUGUCAACCACGACCCCUUGAAAUGGAAGGAUCCGCAUAUCUUUAACCCCUCACGGUUCAUGGGUGACAACGGAAGCCUCGAUAAGGACGCCGUUAACAGUGUUAUGAUCUUUUCACUAGGUAAGAGGCGCUGUAUCGGUAACCAGAUUGCCAAGGUCGAAGUCUUUUUAUUUACGGCAGUCUUGUUGCAUCAAUGCGGCUUGGAGAGCGACCCCUCUCAGCCCGUCACCCUGGAUUGUUCCUACGGGCUCACGUUGAAGCCCGUCAGAUACUGUGUCACUGCCAAGCUCAGAGGAAAGUUACUUGGCUUGGUUUCCCCCGCGUGAGCUGCAUGCAUUAGCAUUGUGACACAAGGCCAGGAGAGACUUCCUCACACUUACUAGCAUACCUGUACAAAGUCUUAAUGCAAAAUGUUCCUAUUUAAUGUAUUUCAACAAGCAUUGCGAUUAGACGUUUGGUGUCAAACUGAAAUGUGAGACUGCUAGAAUUCAGGUCAAUAAAAUGUUGGCAUCAAAGCAAGGGGUUAAAAAGUUCUCAAAUUGUUCUAAACCAUGCAAUAUUAAGUGUUAAAUUCUUCUUUUGCAUGAACUUGUAGGAUCUGCACAGGGACAUCAACAGACAUUUAAUGUCCAUUUGAAUUAAUAAUGUCAUGUAAUAAAUACUUGUGAAUGUUACAGUCACUUUUUGACUCACUGUUCUCAGCCAUAAUAUCUGAGAAUAUAUUUAACCUGUCAUAUCAUGCUUCUACAAUGUGUUUUUUUAAGUUUUGUGUAGCUAUAAAUGUAAUAAUAAAUGUUAUGUAUCUACUAUAAACUACUGUAUUCAAACCAUGUGAAGACAUUGCAUUGAAAGUGAUGAUAAAAGUGAUGUCAUAUGAGAACUUUGAAGUGAAGAGUUGGACUUUCAUCAACAUCUAUCAGAGAAAAUUUGCACAAACCUUUGUGCAACCAGUGUUUCCCCAUACGCCGCCUGCCAAACACCAUUCCCAACAAUACACAAAGCACAGAUGUGCACCAUGUUUUUUUCCCAUGAGGCAUUAUCAUGACAAUGUUUGUUUACAAAAAUUUCAAAGCUACACGGAUGAUCCUGCUCCCUCUUUAGCUCUACACGCUCAGUGUAUGUUUAUUUUCUGCACGCAACUACUCAGCGGGGCUUCAUGUGCUGGCUUUAAAUGAUGACAAAAUAAGCUACCGGUAUGUCUGAAA
Molecule: messenger RNA, 2640 nt
Organism: Corythoichthys intestinalis (scribbled pipefish)
Lineage: Eukaryota; Metazoa; Chordata; Actinopteri; Syngnathiformes; Syngnathidae
Product: cytochrome P450 1B1-like
Exons: 1
Coding region: 184-1761 (525 amino acids)
Biological process (GO): progesterone metabolic process; hormone biosynthetic process
Molecular function (GO): iron ion binding; heme binding; steroid 17-alpha-monooxygenase activity
Source: RefSeq, a predicted model, not a curated record